GCCGCGGGGCUGGCGCGCUGAGCGGGGCAAGAUGGCGGCGGCGGCGGCGGCGGGCGCGGCCUCGGGGAUGCCGGGGCCGGUGGCCCAGGGCUUGAAGGAGGCGUUGGUGGACACGCUCACCGGGAUCCUGUCCCCCGUGCAGGAGGUGCGCGCGGCCGCCGAGGAGCAGAUCAAGGUGUUGGAGGUGACAGAGGAAUUUGGUGUCCACCUGGCCGAGCUGACCGUGGAUCCGCAGGGGGCCCUGGCAAUCCGUCAGCUGGCGUCCGUCGUCCUGAAGCAGUACGUGGAGACGCACUGGUGCGCCCACUCGGAGAAGUUCCGGCCCCCGGAGACGACGGAAAGGGCAAAAAUCGUCAUCCGGGAGCUGUUGCCCAACGGGCUGCGAGAGUCGAUAAGCAAGGUGCGCUCCAGUGUGGCCUACGCGGUGUCGGCCAUCGCGCACUGGGACUGGCCCGAGGCCUGGCCCCAGCUCUUCAACCUGCUCAUGGAGAUGCUGGUGAGCGGAGACCUGAACGCAGUCCACGGAGCCAUGCGCGUGCUGACAGAAUUCACGCGAGAAGUGACAGACACACAGAUGCCGCUCGUCGCCCCUGUCAUCCUCCCGGAGAUGUACAAGAUCUUCACCAUGGCCGAGGUGUACGGCAUUCGAACCCGGUCCCGAGCCGUGGAGAUUUUCACCACUUGUGCCCACAUGAUCUGCAACAUGGAGGAGCUGGAGAAGGGCGCGGCCAAGGUCCUCAUCUCCCCGGUGGUACAGCAGUUCACCGAGGCCUUCGUGCAGGCGCUGCAGGUGCCCGACGGGCCGGCCUCCGACAGCGGCUUCAAGAUGGAGGUCCUGAAGGCCGUGACCGCCCUGGUGAAGAACUUCCCCAGGCACAUGGCGACCUCCAUGCAGCAGAUCCUCCCCAUCGUCUGGGACACCCUGACCGCGAGCGCGGCCUUUUACGUGAGGACAGAAGUCAAUUACACGGAGGAGGUGGAAGACCCCGUGGACUCGGACGGUGAAGUCCUGGGCUUUGAGAAUCUCGUCUUCAGCAUCUUCGAGUUUGUCCACGCUUUGCUCGAGAACAGCAAGUUCAAGGGCACUGUCAGGAAGGCCCUGCCGGAGCUGAUCUACUACGUCAUCCUCUACAUGCAGAUCACGGAGGAGCAGGUCAAGGUGUGGACGGCCAACCCCCAGCAGUUUGUGGAGGACGAGGACGACGACACCUUCUCCUACACGGUCAGGAUCGCGGCCCAGGACCUGCUGCUGGCUGUGGCCACGGAGUUCCAGAACGAGAGCGCGGCCGCCCUGGCCGCCGCGGCCACGCGGCACUUCCAGGAGGCCGAGCAGACCAGGAGCAGUGGCGCCGAGCACUGGUGGAAGGUGCACGAGGCGUGCAUGCUGGCGCUGGGCUCCGUGAAGGCCGCGCUCGCCGACGGCGUGAAGAGCGGCCGCGUCCACUUCGACAUGCACGGGUUCCUGACGGGCGUCGUCCUGGCGGACCUCGGCCUCUCAGUGUCUCCCUUCCUCCUGGGCCGGGCGCUCUGGGCUGCCAGCCGGUUCACCGUCGCCAUGUCCCCUGAGCUGAUCCAGCAGUUUCUGCAGGCGACCGUCCGCGGUCUUCACGAGACGCAGCCCCCUUCGGUUCGGAUCUCUGCCGUGAGAGCCAUCUGGGGGUACUGCGACCAGCUGAAGGCCUCGGAGAGCACCCACGUCCUGCAGCCCUUCCUGCCCAGCGUCCUGGACGGCCUGAUCCACCUGGCCACGCAGUUCAGCUCCGAGGUCCUCAACCUGGUGAUGGAGACCCUGUGCAUCGUCUGCACGGUGGACCCCGAGUUCACCGCGAGCGUGGAGAGCAAGAUCUGCCCCUUUACCAUCGCCAUCUUCCUCAAGUACAGCAACGACCCCGUCGUCGCCUCGCUGGCCCAGGACGUCUUCAAGGAGCUGUCCCAGAUCGAGGCCUGCCAGGGCCCCAUGCAGAUGCGUCUGAUCCCCACCCUGGUCAGCAUAAUGCAGGCGCCCGCGGACAAGAUCCCCGCGGGGCUGUGCGCGACGGCCAUCGACAUCCUGACCACCGUCGUCCGGAGCACGAAGCCCCCCCUGUCCCAGCUGCUCAUCUGCCAGGCGUUCCCCGCAGUGGCCCAGUGCACCCUGCACACCGACGACAAUGCCACCAUGCAGAACGGCGGAGAGUGCCUGCGGGCCUACGUGUCGGUGACGCUGGAGCAGGUGGCCCAGUGGCACGAUGAGCAGGGCCACAACGGGCUGUGGUACGUGAUGCAGGUGGUGAGCCAGCUGCUGGACCCCCGCACCUCCGAGUUCACCGCGGCCUUCGUGGGCCGCCUCGUGUCCACCCUCAUCGCCAAGGCCGGGCGCGAGCUGGGCGAGAACCUGGACCAGAUCCUCCGCGCCAUCCUCAGCAAGAUGCAGCAGGCGGAGACGCUGAGCGUCAUGCAGUCCCUGAUCAUGGUGUUCGCCCACCUGGUGCACACCCAGCUCGAGCCCCUCCUGGAGUUCCUGUGCAGCCUGCCCGGGCCCACCGGCAAGCCCGCCCUGGAGUUCGUGAUGGCCGAGUGGACGAGUCGGCAGCACCUGUUCUACGGCCAGUACGAGGGCAAAGUCAGCUCCGUGGCCCUGUGCAAGCUGCUGCAGCACGGCAUCAACGCGGACGACAAGCGGCUGCAGGACAUCCGCGUGCAGGGCGAGGAGGUCCACGGCGCCGACGAGGGCGUGCGCACCCGCUCCAAGGCCGCCAAGAACCCUGAGCGCUGGACCAACAUUCCUCUGCUGGUCAAAAUCCUAAAGCUGAUCAUCAACGAGCUGUCCAACGUCAUGGAGGCCAACGCCGCCCGCCAGGCCGCCCCCGCGGAGUGGGGACAAGACGACUCCAACGACAUGUGGGAGGACCAGGAGGAGGAGGAGGAGGAGGAGGAGGACAGCCUGGGCGGCCAGCUCCUGUCGGACAUCCUCGCGACCAGCAAAUACGAGGAGGACUACUACGAGGACGAGGAAGACGACGACCCCGACGCCCUCAAGGACCCUCUCUACCAGAUCGACCUGCAGGCGUACCUCACGGACUUCCUCUGCCAGUUUGCCCAGCAGCCCUGCUACGCGGUGUUCUCGGGCCACCUCAGCGACAGCGAGAGGCGCGUGCUGCAGACCAUCGGGAUCUGAGGGCCGGGUCUGGGCGCCUGGGCCUGCAGUGGCCUCCGGCCCGGGCCUUCCUCUGCCGCGACCCUGACGACCGCGGAGGCCCGGCUCGUCGGUGCGAUCGCUGAGCGAUGCUGGGACGAGGACCUUCUCCACACCCCUCUGAAGACAGCCUGUCUCCAGGACCCCUUUCUCCCCAGCUGCGCCUCUCCGGUUCCCAGAGUCCUCUGCUGGCCAGUCCAGGAAUGUGCUGCCCACGAGGGCGGUGAGGUCAGGGGUUGCGUGCCCUCCUCAGGGGCAAGGAGCCAUGCCCGUCCGUGCCCUGGAGCGGCCUGUUCACGUCCACAGGCCCGUGGCGUGCGCAGGCGGGGGACCUCGGCCCUCCCGACAGACACGCCGGCUCUCCGGGCGGCUCUCGGUGGGAACGCGCCGAAGCCGCUGCCCGCUGGCCCCGGGGCCCCGCCUCCCGCGUGCGACGCCGCGGCUCCGUCAGACGAGUCGUCCCCUGUGUGCAUGACGGCCCCCUCGCUGCUCCGCGUGCACACGUGUGCACACAUGGAGGAAGCCAGGCAGACGGCAGCCUGUUUUUCCGUUUUUAGGGAAGAAAACAGGGAAAACAGACUUUUUUAAAGCCCACCCUCCCCAACUAUAUUUAAUACCCCCCCACUGACACUCGGGUCGCCCUCUCCCUCAGGACUCCGCUGCGCGGCGAGCCGUGGCCCCAGAUUCGCAGCGUGUAUUUUUCUAGGCGAGUAAAGUCAUC
Pteronotus mesoamericanus is the source of this 3896-nucleotide messenger RNA. RefSeq names its product importin 9 (gene IPO9). Gene Ontology annotation, biological process: protein import into nucleus. Lineage: Eukaryota; Metazoa; Chordata; Mammalia; Chiroptera; Mormoopidae. Bases 32 to 3157 code for a protein of 1041 amino acids. Gene Ontology annotation, cellular component: cytosol; nuclear envelope. Gene Ontology annotation, molecular function: small GTPase binding. The transcript is spliced from 24 exons. The record is from RefSeq and is a predicted model, not a curated record.